UCCUCAGCCUGGCCACAUAACCUUACUCUCUACCGCCUGGUCUGCACUCACCUGCCCUGCGUGGCUCAGCCGGGAUGAUGCGGGCUCUUGGACCCCUCCUGCUCUCCCUCCUUCUGCUCCUCCAAGCUGGAGGUUGUCAAGAAGUAAAAGUGGUGGUGGCUGUUGGGGAGACGGUUCAGCUGCAGCCAAAGACAUGGCCGUCAUCCUGGGUGGCAAUCAACUGGAUAAUGAAAUUCAGUUCACAGACCCACUGGAUCCUCAGACAUGAUCAGAACAGCACCUCGGCCAAUCCAUUACUGACCUUUGCUGACAGAGUCUCUUUCUACCCUGGGAAUCUCUCGCUGCAGAUUAACUCGGUCACGGAGAAAGAAAGUGGCCUCUACUCCAUGGACCUGACGCUGAAGAAUGGCUCUAGUGUCACCAAAUAUUUUCGUCUGUUUGUGCUUGACCGUGUCCGGCAGCCCAAGAUCAAGGCAUCUACUUCCCAGGAGUGUGGACGGUGCUACCUUACCCUGUCCUGCUUGGUGCCCAAAGCUGCCUGGGUCACCUACAGCUGGUCUCGAGGCAUAUCUUCACACCCAGCCCCAGAGGACCAUUUGCUCCAAGAGCAUCAAGCCGAUCUGCACCUGGAGAUCACUAAAAGCGGGAACAACACCUUCUAUCACUGCAAUGUCAGCAAUGCCAUCAGCUGGGGCACGGCCACCAUCGAUGUCGAACCGCUGUGCAACUACACAGCUUUACACAUUUCUCAGCACUGCUGUGAGCACUCUGCACCCUGUAUGGCCACUGCCCAACUGCAGAGAAGUAGGAACGUGAGGCAGGAAGCAUGUGGCCACUGUGCUGGAAGUGUCUGCGGUGUGGAGGAUGCCUCUCAGUCAUGUUUCUGCAAGCUCCCACUGUACCAGGUAACAUCCUCCUGGUUGAAUGCACCUGCGGGCACUUGGGGUCCGCAGGAUGGAGCCCUCCAUGGGGAAAUCAGCCUGGUUCUUCCUUACUCAAGUCUCUGACUCCUUCCAGUCUUGCUCCCCGCUGCCUGCUCGCACUUCAGAUGCCUGCCAUGAUGGAGGAAGCUCUCUGUCCCUUCGUGCUGUGCCUCCUCCUGCAUUUCCAAGGUCAGGUACUGAACUGUAGAGAAAUUGAAGUGGCUGCAGCUACAGGGGAAAUCAACUGUCUGGUUGGGAUGAAAUCACCUGGAAAGUGAUACUCAGCUCUGGAGGGUAUUAUUGAAUUGUGACAAUGUCUAAGAGGGACAGUCGUGUGGACCUCAACACACCUUCCCCGCUAGGCAAGAGAAUCAUCUUCCAUCCUGAGAAUCUCUCACUGGAGAUUGAGCUGGUUAAGAAGUCAGACAGUGGUAUCUAUUUUAUGGAUGUGACAUCUGCAUCCGGCAGUCUCGAUACCACCUGCUUCCAUGUGUCUGUGUUUGACUGAGUUUGGCAGCCCAACCUCACAGCACUCUCUGCUCACCCAGAGCUUGGAUGGUAAAAUGUUACCCUGUCCUGCCAGGUGCAGGAUGCCGAGACACCUGCAGCUGGUCCCGAGGUGCAUCCUGGAGCCCAGCCAGAGAGGACCAGCAGCUCCCGGGGCAUCAAUCCCAGCUGCAGCUGGAGAUCAUUGUGGGCAGCAAUGACACCUUCUAUCACUGCAACGUCAGCAAUGCAGCCAGCUGGGGCACGGCCACCAUCCAUGUCAAACCGCUGUGCAACUUCCCAGCCACAGCCUCGUUGCUGUCCUACUGCCAGGCCAAGGGGCUCAUCCUGCUGUUGGUGCUGGGGGCGCUGAUCACCAGGGCCGUGGCAGUGCACAUCAUGGCUGGCAAGCAGCCAAAAUGGGACUAAGCAGGGCCCAGCCACCAAGCCCUGCUCCCCUCUGGGAGGGAGGGCCCGAACAAGGCAUUGGCCUGCAGCUUCCAUGAGGUUCCUGUCCCAGGCCAACUGCAACCACAGAAGCAGCCGGUGGGUCUGCAGGGGCCCAAGUCCCAGCACCGGAGGCCAGUCCUUGAUGCUGUGCUCUGGUACAGUGGACACAUGGGCAUCCUGGAGCAGAGGGUCCCCCCAUGGCUGCUUCAUCCCCUACCCAGCAGAGCCAGCAGACCCCAGCACCCAGCCUGCAGGGUAGGGACCAGCUGGGCUCAGGUACCCACAGACACCACCAGGCUGCUGCCUGGGGGUGGCCCCUGCUUGAGCACAGCUCAGUGAAGUCUCAGGACCCAGGAGUACAGCCACUUGAUGGAUCCAAGAAUGGCCCCAAAACUGCAAGAGUUGCCCCUUUCCACCAUCUGCACUGAGUGGUGCUGCUGGGUGUGGGGGGAUCCCAGUGGCCCAGGACCUAGGAGUUGCCCCAGCAAGGACAAAUCUCCAAUCCCUGGUGCUUGGGGUGUGGUGCCUUGUUCUUGAUGCCAGUGUCUGAACCUGCCUUGGCAGAGACAGCUUGCCCCAUAUCAGCACAGAGGUGUCCAAAGCUGAAAGAGAAGGUGGCGCAGUAAACUGGGCUUCUUGCACUGCUCUGGGACUGGUGUCUGGUGUGGGGAGCUUAUGUCCUUCCAUCUCCAUCUCCCUGGCCCAUGGGAGAGCUGGGCCCUGCUGGGGUUCACCCUACAGAGCUGCCAACAUUGCUUCUCUCUGGGGCAGGGAGCCCUGCGGGACAGCUGGCACAAGAAGAUACAGAAGGCGGUCAGAGCCAGAGGUAUGCUAUCGACCAUGGAGCUGCUCCCUAAUGACGAUUGCCAAGCCAUGUGGGCAUGGAAACACAGAGAGGGGCAAGGGACUCGACCCAGCUGCCCCAGCCAUAUCUGCCAAAGUGCAACAGAGACCAUUGAUCACCUGCUAUGACUCUGCCCGUAUGCCAAGGGGGUGUGGAAAAAGGUAAACCAGCUCUGUGAAAAGGUGACAGGAGUCAGGCUGAUGACAAGGGAGGCAGUGUUGUACGGACACCUGACUAAACACCAAGGGACCCCAACAACCUGCUUCAGCCAGUUCACGUCCUGCAUCAGGAAUGCCCUGUGGAAAUGCAGGAACCUCCUGAUGUAUAGACACAAAACCCUCGAGGAAACACUGUGUUAACAUGUUCCUGUGUGAACUCCAAUCCUACUACCAGAAAUUGGUGGGAGAGGACGGAGAAUAUACAGCCAACUCCACCUGGCAAAGAGACACUUGGCACAGGCUCUUCAAGGACUCCCGAAAGAGGGAGCGGACAGGGAGAAGGAAAAGGACAGCAAGACAACUGGACCAGGAGACAGCGACAAUAACAGCAGCAGUGUUAGCAGCACCAGAAGCAACAGUGACUAUGACAGGGAGUGAACUGUGAAUGUAAACCCUGGAAUGGGGACUAGGACUAAGAGACUGCAAUUGAAAUAGGGAAAGGAUUGCAGAGUGGUGAGCGGGAGCGUGGGUGCACAGGUGUGUUCAUUGUAACAGGCACACAGGAUUUAAUGUGGUUUAAAGUGUGUGAAAAAGGUUUGCUAGAUGAUGUAUAUGUAUAUAUAAGAGAGAGAGAGAGAGAGAGUGUGUGUGUUUAAAAAUAUAUAUAUAUGUGAUCUCUGAAUAAAUCUUUACUCUGUGCAUCUGAA
Messenger RNA from Alligator mississippiensis (American alligator), 3568 nucleotides. Its product is annotated as natural killer cell receptor 2B4-like. The record is from RefSeq and is a predicted model, not a curated record. Gene Ontology annotation, cellular component: external side of plasma membrane. Gene Ontology annotation, biological process: natural killer cell activation involved in immune response. The transcript is spliced from 8 exons. The coding region runs from base 75 to 1007 and encodes 310 amino acids. Lineage: Eukaryota; Metazoa; Chordata; Crocodylia; Alligatoridae. Gene Ontology annotation, molecular function: MHC class I protein binding.